This is a messenger RNA of Scheffersomyces amazonensis, 1926 nucleotides long. RefSeq lists its product as uncharacterized. The record is from RefSeq and is a predicted model, not a curated record. The transcript has a single exon. Lineage: Eukaryota; Fungi; Ascomycota; Pichiomycetes; Serinales; Debaryomycetaceae. The coding region runs from base 29 to 1459 and encodes 476 amino acids. Gene Ontology annotation, molecular function: protein binding.
UUUUGCAACUAAUAUAUACAGCUCUAUAAUGAUAUCAUUCACAUUAUUAGAAUUGGGUAUUAUCAUAUUCCUUAUAAUAAUUAUUCAUGAACUUGUCAUUAUUGCCUAUUCACAUAGAAAAAUAACAGAUGAUUCAAAUUACUUAUUGGCGCUUAAUCAGCCUCAUGGUUUAGGAAAAGCUCAAACAACUGAAGAGGAGAUCGAAGUUAUUGAUGAUAAUGUAUUGUUGCUGCAGAAAUAUAAAAUAACUUUAGAUACUUUACCACGUGAACUAGUAAUGGAAAUAAUCAAUAAUUUAAAUCAGUUUGAUGUGUUGAACCUUGCUUUGGUAAAUUCGAAACUUUAUUGGCCAUGUGUGGAGAAGCUCUUCAAAAAAAUAUUGGUGUAUAACAAGCAAGAUAUGAACCAUAUAAUCACUAAUCCAGAGUUGGAUACUAUUUUUUAUAAGAAUUUCACAGUUACUAAUAACUAUAAUAUGAUUAAGGGCCUACAUGAAUGGAAGCAUCCUCAUUCAAUGUUUGUUAAAAAUAUUACAAUUCAAAAUUUCAAAUUAUCCCCGGAAAUAGAGUCCACUAUGGGUGAAACAUUUCCUUUCGUUCAGAUUCAACAUUACAUGGAAAGUAUUGAAAGCUUAUCCAUAAAGGUUGAUGAAUUGGGUCUUGUGCUCAACUCUUAUAAAGAUAUUCCCUUGCAUUCGCUUAAAAAGUUGAGUAUUACUUUCCACUCAGAGACUGAACCAAAUAGUGUUGUGAUUAACAGACUAAGAGGUGUCUUUCCCCAAUUAAUUAGUCUAAAAUUGAUUCACUUAAAUGCUCAAGUUCUAGAUAAUUUUGUACUGUUACAAGUUCAAUUUGGAAAUGUUAAAUCACUAAGUUUACAAUUCAAACCUCUUGAAGAUAUUAAUGUCGACCUAAUUACUUCAUUGUUCUCUUUGGAGUCAAUUACACAAUUGGAAUUGACCUUAGAACCUUCACAUUCAAAGCCAUUGCAAAUGUCUAUUAUAAACCAUUUAGUAGAAUCUUUACCCAACUUAAGGACGUUUGUUUUAAUCCAUCAUCGCUCUGACUUUGGUAUAUUUGACAUAUUCAGACAUAUUUCAAGUGCCCAAUUAUCUAAGGUCUCUAUCCACUGCAAAGUUGCAAACCAUUCAGGGUUGCUGUAUAUUCACUUAACUUCUGAGAUUAUGAGAUUAUUUCCUUUUUCACUAGAAAUCAUUAAAAUUAGUAGUUCGAUUCAUACCAAAUUAAAAUAUGACUUGGAUUCAAUUGAUAAGUUUUUUGCAUCCCAAGAUGAUUCUAUUAAAACUGCUCCAGAAGACAUUGAAGUUAUCCAAAACACAAUUGAUUUAAUAAACCAAAGACUGAAUUUGUUUAGUCGGUUAAAAUAUAUUACAUAUGAUGAUCAUCAGUUUGUAAUUAAGAGAAAAAUGGGGUUUGCCCAAGCUCUCCCGAUAAAUUAGUGCAACCUUUUUGAUAAAUCGAUAUAUGAGGUUGUUUUUCUUAAAAUGCAUUACAAAAACUACUUGAAAAAUUGAUUGUUAGUGAAAACAGCCAUUGGAGAGAUAUGGAUUUAAGAGAAUUUGCAGCUGUCCAAAAAGGACAUAUGAACAAUAACUACGCCUAAUUAACGUUUCCUUCUGUAAACGAUUGCAAAAUUUUAGCACGUCAUUUUAGUAACCAUCAGAUCAUUUACAAAGGUAGCCCGAUUGCGGCAUUCUAAAUAUAACGUGGUCGUGUGCGAAUCCGGGCUAUAAAUUGUUUCCGUAUUUUUCCGCUAAUGUCAGUUUGCAGCCGACAAUAAUCAAUGAAAGGCGCUAUCUUUGUACUGUUGUGUUAGUCUUGGUAUUGUUUUGGUGCUGUCUUAGUGUUGUUGAGAGAUUUCAGGAUUAAGAACAAUCAUCUAAAUGAGAAAUACGUUAAGGAUCUC